AAACCGAGCCAAAACCAACUUAGAAAAUGGGAUUGUCUCCCUUUGAAUAGUAAACUUCUCAUUAUGAGCUAAAUAAUAAUGUUGUAUGUUUUAAAAACUGGACCAAUAACCGAACCGGAAAAACUUUUGGGUCAUUGAACCAUGUGGUCCAACCCGAUUCAACCAGGUUUAGUACUUUUAUUAAGAAUAAUACCAUAAUUAUUUUUAUGCCUAUGAAUAUAUAAAAAGUUUGAGGAUCUUUACUCGGCGACGUUUCUUUCCAUAUAUUCAUUGUCUUUGUUGUAUUACUUAGGUUUUUGUAUAAGUAUCAGGUUACAUAUUUCCUCUUUCUCAACUUUCCAUAGAUACCUUUUCUCUUUCUUGGUUUCUAUAGCUUUAUAAAUUAAACUUUGGAAUUACAUGAACACCCAUUCGUUGCUUGAUUACAUUUUACUUCUUAAGAAAAAAUGGAGGUCGUCGGAGGAGAAGUUGAUUAUACUUUUGUUAUUCAGAAAUCUUUGGUUCUCUUGUUAUGCGUUGUACUGUCAUGGAAAAUGAUAGUAUACAUGUGCAAUUUGUUAAAGAUUGAGAAAGAACCUAUAAGGGUUCUGGUCACUGGUGCAGCAGGGAACAUAGGAUAUGCAAUUGCUCCAAUGAUUGCACGAGGUAUGAUGCUAGGUCAAGACCAACCCAUGAUUCUGCAUUUACUUGAUAUAGAACCAGCUUCAAAAUCACUAGAAGCUGUGAAGAUGGAGCUUCAAGAUUCAGCCUUCCCUCUCCUCCACGGCGUCUUCGCGACAACAAAUAUUGACGAAGCUUGUAAAGGUGUGAAUAUCGCCAUAAUGAUCGGCGGAUUCGCAAGAAAAGAAGGCAUGGAAAGAAGAGAUGUGAUGUCAAAAAAUGCAGUGAUAUUUAAAGCUCAAGCUUCGGCUCUAGAGCGAUAUGCAUCUGAUGAUUGCAAGGUUCUCGUUGUAGCAAACCCAGCGAACACAAAUGCCCUGAUUUUAAAAGAGUUUGCACCGUCGAUCCCGGAAGAAAACAUCACUUGCCUGACUCGGCUCGAUCAUAACCGAGCUCAAGCUCGCCUUGCGGAGAAGCUAAGUGUUCCCGUGAGCAGCGUGAAGAACGUGAUCGUCUGGGGAAACCAUUCUUCAACACAGUAUCCAGACAGCAAUCAUGCAACGGUCUCUACAAAGACCGGAGAUCAACCGGUGAGAGAACUACUUGUCGCUGAUCAGAAAUGGCUGAAGAACGAGUUUAGUACAGAAGUUCAGCAACGUGGUGCAGAGAUUCUAAGGGCACGGAGACAGUCGAGUGCUUUAUCAGCUGCUAGCGCAGCUUGUGACCAUAUUCAUGAUUGGUUUCUUGGAACACCGAAAGGAAGUUGGGUUUCUAUGGGUGUUUGUUCUGAUGGCUCUUACGGUAUAGCACCCGGUUUGGUUUACUCGUUUCCGGUUAUCUGCGAGAAAGGGAGUUGGAAGAUCGUACAAGGACUAAGUGUUGACGAGUUCUCCAGAGAGAAAAUGGACGACUCUGCAAGAGAGCUAGCUGAAGAGAAGGCCUUAGCUUAUUCAUGUCUCAAUGUAUAGACGAAAACUGUUAAAAUAUUACAGUCGUGACACAAAAAAUGUAGCAACAAAUAAGUUUGUGGUUCUAAAUCUCUUGUAAAAAUGUACGAGAACUUGAAUAAUAAACGCCGAGGUUCACUAAAAAA
Messenger RNA from Brassica rapa (field mustard), 1693 nucleotides. RefSeq names its product malate dehydrogenase 3, cytoplasmic. Gene Ontology annotation, biological process: malate metabolic process. The record is from RefSeq and is a predicted model, not a curated record. Lineage: Eukaryota; Viridiplantae; Streptophyta; Magnoliopsida; Brassicales; Brassicaceae. Gene Ontology annotation, molecular function: L-malate dehydrogenase (NAD+) activity.